Lytechinus pictus (painted urchin) is the source of this 2148-nucleotide messenger RNA. Its product is annotated as myophilin-like. The record is from RefSeq and is a predicted model, not a curated record. Gene Ontology annotation, cellular component: actin cytoskeleton. Gene Ontology annotation, biological process: actin filament organization; actomyosin structure organization. Bases 442 to 1011 code for a protein of 189 amino acids. Lineage: Eukaryota; Metazoa; Echinodermata; Echinoidea; Temnopleuroida; Toxopneustidae. The transcript is spliced from 5 exons. Gene Ontology annotation, molecular function: actin filament binding.
CUCUUUCCCGGUCAUCUUCGAUAAGAUGUCAUACAGGCCUUGCGCAUCGCUGUGUUUCGUGAACCGGUCUGUCCAACUUGUCCCAACUUUCUAAAAAUAUUCCGCCAAUCAGCACGCAGCAUUAAGAGUGGCGGAGACACAUUCCUGGCAUUCGCGUUGUCUAAACCAAUGCAUAUAUCACAUCCCCGAGGAGAAAAAGAAGGAGAAGAAAAAAAAGAAGACAACGUCGAAAAUCUAAUUAUAUACCUCCACUCCCACAAAAGGGUGAAAACGCAUUCUAAGAGUGUGCUGGUCGAGAUGCACUUGCCAUUGUCUGGGGUGACCGCGUAGCCAGUGACAUCAGUCCUAAUAUUCCAGUUCCUACUCCUCGCCGGGGCCAUCUUUACAUAGGCUUAAUACAUUCUUCUUGUUUCCUGAACGUGUGUUUUAUUAACCUUAACUAUGGCGACCAAAUCAGCCCCUAUGGGUGACCAACGUUAUAAUCAGAUGAAGAUCGAGUCAAAACGUGACCCCGACCUCGAACGUCAGUGCAUCGAAUUCAUUGUCCACCACACAGGCGAGACAGUCAACACCUUUGAUGACCUAAAGAACGGAGUCAUCCUCUGCAAGUUGAUAAACUCAUUAAAACCCGGCGCAGUAAAGAAAGUAGAGAACGCAACAAAAAAUACAUUCGCAAAGAGGGCAAACCUCGAAUCCUUUAUCCACGGAUGCAAGACAUUUGGACUAAAGGACCAAGAAGUCUUCCAAGUCAACGACCUUUUCGAGAACAAGAACAUCCCACAGUUCACACAGUGCAUUGUCGCUCUUGGUCGUUAUGCCCAAGGCAUUCCUGGCUACGACGGCCCCAUCCUAGGACCCAAACAAUCCGAGGAGAACCAACGUGAAUUCACACAAGAACAGAUGGACGCUGGCAAGCACAUGAUCGGACUUCAAAUGGGACAGAACAAGGGUGCCUCACAAGCUGGUGGUGACUUUGGCAGGCCACGACAGAUCCAUUCAGAGUUCAAAUAAACGGCCUACUACGUCACUAGCAUGUGACCUCGUAAAGAUUUCAACUUGGCGUCGACCAGCAUCCGCGGGAACAUAGCGAAAGACAUCCGGAGUCUUCCAGUUUUCACUACUUUCAAAAUUUGCGAACUGCUCGACCUAACGUAGUUACCGCUUUUUGUUAAUGACGAUAAUAAGGAAUCUAUCCCGAUUUUUUAUUUACGGCAAUUCUAGAAUUGCUAAUUAUUUCAGUCUCUGAAUUAAAGUUAGAAAAAUAUGUCGACGCUAUUAGCAACUGGUCAGAAUAUAAUUGAGGCAAUAAUAGAACUUUAGGGAAAACAGAUUGUUGUCAAGCUAUUAUUUUCCAAGCCAUUAAAAAAACAUUUUCAUAAGUGAAUCUGGAAUAUGGAUUAAAAAAGUAUCACUCUGAAAAUGAAAAUAAGAAAGCUUUUAUAACUGAUUUGUAUUUAUUUCAUUGCAUAUUCUGACGAUAUGGCAACGUUCAAGUUAUUUGUAUGAAAAGAAGUAUUUAUGUAAUUUUUUCACAAUGUCUUUGCUUUUGUUCGGGGCUAAUAGCACUCCGGUACUGUAUUGCAUGAGUUAAUUUGACAAUGAAUAACUAUUUUUUUUUUCUGUAAUGUUGAAAAUAUUGAUGGAUAUACUUAUUUCAGUGGUAGAAUAGUACGUAUUUGUUCUUAGCUUUUUUACAAAAAAAAAAGAUGACAGUGCUUGUGGUUAUACAUGCUUUUGAUGAAAGAUUACUAAUAAGGGCUUUGGUGCGAUUAGAAAAAAAUAAACGAUUUGGUAAAUGAAAAGAAGCGGAAAAGAAAUCGGAGCAUGUAUGAUGGAACCUGGAGUAUAACGGUUACAGAACAAAGCCAUUAUUUAUUAUUUGAAAUAUUACUGUAUCAAAUGCGUGUUCUGUCUCUCCGUCAGUGAAUUAUUUUACAAAAUGUUAAAAUGCUGGUAUGUUAAUAUAAAUCAAGCAAUUAGUCUUACAUAUUGUGUUUUUCUUUUAUACAAGCUCUGAUGGAGGUGUCGAGACCUGGUUGACUUCCAGCAUUUCCAGGUCACGUGAUCAGUAUGUUUAUAGAUUGUAAAUGACGUUAUCGGAUGAAAACCCAAUAAACACAUCACUGUGAUAAAUUAUUGUGCCCCUAA